Messenger RNA from Grus americana (Whooping crane), 7266 nucleotides. RefSeq names its product solute carrier family 38 member 6 (gene SLC38A6). The record is from RefSeq and is a predicted model, not a curated record. Gene Ontology annotation, molecular function: L-glutamine transmembrane transporter activity. Gene Ontology annotation, biological process: L-glutamine transport; amino acid transmembrane transport. NCBI's taxonomy places the organism in Eukaryota, Metazoa, Chordata, Aves, Gruiformes, Gruidae. The coding region runs from base 40 to 1440 and encodes 466 amino acids. The transcript has 16 exons.
CGCUCCCCUCAGAGGCGAGGCGGCGGGGCGCGGGGUGCUAUGGCGCCGCCGCAGCGGGGGGCCGGGCGGCUCCUGGCCGAGCGGGGCUGGUACCUGUCCGCCCGCGAGCAGCAAGAGGAGGAGGAGGAGGAGGCGGACGAAGACGGGGAGUCCGCCCCACUGCUGCCGCCGCCACUGGGCAGCAAUCCUCCAAAUCCUGGCUCUUCCUUUGGUUUCUCAGUAUUUAAUUUAAUGAAUGCAAUUAUGGGAAGUGGGAUACUUGGCUUAUCCUAUGCUAUGGCCAACACAGGGAUCAUGGGGUUUAGUAUCUUGCUGCUGAUUGUUGCCAGCCUUGCUUCUUACUCUGUAUUUCUUCUGCUCAGUAUGUGCACUCAGACCGCUGUCACUUCUUAUGAAGACCUUGGCCUGUUUGCAUUUGGAUCAACUGGAAAGGUCCUUGUUGCAACUACAAUAAUUAUCCAGAAUAUUGGAGCUAUGUCAUCUUAUCUUUUAAUUGUUAAGUCUGAACUUCCUGGUGCUGUUGCGGGGUUCUUAAGUGGAGACGAGAGUGGGUCUUGGUACCUUGAUGGGAGACUGCUGCUACUGAUUACUUCAGUCUGCAUUGUUUUUCCUCUUGCACUUCUUCCUAAAAUUGGCUUUCUUGGCUACACAAGUAGUUUAUCAUUUUUCUUUAUGGUGUACUUUGCUCUUGUGGUUAUGAUAAAAAAAUGGUCAAUCCCUUGUCCUCUACCUCUAAAUAGUGCCAUAGAGACUUUACAGGUUUCAAAUUCUACUGGGGAUUGUAAAGCAAGGCUCUUUCAUCUUUCAAAAGAGAGUGCUUAUGCAAUACCAACUAUGGCCUUCUCUUUUCUCUGCCAUACCUCAGUCUUACCCAUCUAUUGUGAGCUCCAAAGUCCAUCGAAAAGUAGAAUGCAGAGUGUAACCGUCACAGGAAUUGGUCUGAGUUUCCUAAUUUACUUCAUGUCUGCUCUGUUUGGAUACCUGACAUUUUAUGACAAAGUGGACUCUGAAUUGCUGCAAGGUUACAGCAGGUACCUGCCACAUGAUACUGUCAUCAUGACAGUUAAAGUAGCCAUACUGUUUGCUGUGCUUUUGACAGUCCCUCUAAUCCACUUCCCAGCAAGGAAAGCUGUAUUGAUGGUAUUUUUCUCUCACCUUCCUGUGUCGUGGAUUUGCCAUAUCCUUGUCACUUUAACACUGAAUACAGUUGUUGUGUUGUUUGCAAUGUACGUGCCAGACAUUAAAAAUGUAUUUGGAGUAGUUGGUUCAACCACAUCAACAUGUUUGCUUUUUGUAUACCCUGGACUAUUUUAUCUUAAACUUAGCAGAGAGGACUUUUUAUCACCACAGAAGCUUGGGGCGUGUGCAUUGGUUAUUUUCGGCAUUUGUGUUGGCCUUCUCAGUUUAGUUCUAAUAAUUUUCAAUUGGAUUAAUCCGUAACAGCCUAUUGUCACUGUCUGAACUGAGCUUCAGAAAAACAGCAAGACCCAGAGACAUGUCAAAACUACUGAAAUGAAUGCUGGACAUCCUAAAGAGAACACUGACCAAAGCUGUCUACAGAAGAAAUAACGCUCUUUUUCACUGCAUUACUGAUGUGCCCCAUUUAAUCUUGAGUCACUCUCUUCAGUUAGUUGGACAAUUAGUCUUUGCCAUUCUAAAAUACUAGUUUUUGAUGAUGAUGUAAUUAUCUAAUUAUGACAGGUAAAAAAAUCCCUUGAGAAUUUAGCAAUGCAAAAAUGGUUUAGUGCACAUGGUGAACAAAAGCAGAACCUUGAAAUAACUUAUCUUUAAAAGACAGUGAAAUGGAUAGAUAUUACAUCAAUCACGAUGUGCGUAUCGUGAUGUGUGCAUUUAGGAUAAUGCACACAUUGUCCUAAACAGUGAAAGACUUCUAUUGCUUAAAUCAUUUCCAAAAUUUCACCGAGUUCAUAUUAAGAACUUCCUGAUUCCAAAUGUUUACCCUAAUUUAUCCUAACAUGGAUCCAGAAACCAACUGCCUUAGCCCAGUUUAAUGGGCAUAUCACGUGAGUUGUUUUUAUAAAUACAGUUUUUAUACCUCAAGUGUACUUGAAUCAUAUUGAAGUAAUUUUUAAAUUAGAAGGCUUUGCCCAUCUGGCAUAAUAGCUUUUAGCAGCAUUAGGAAGUAUUUCCAUUUUGCAGCUAAUAGACAUUUUUCAAUUAAUAUCUGGGUUUGAAUAUUAUUCAGUGUACCUCAGUAUUCCUCCCAGCGAAAGACUUUUUUCUUUUUCUCUCUUACUCCCAUUUUUACAAGUGUUUCAUAUUUGAAAUAGAGUGUAUCUGUAUUUUAUGUAUACUAUUGUGUGUCAGAGAAGGUUUGGGCUUGAAAGGUGAAAUUCUGCCUCUGUUGAAGACAAAGGAAAUUUAUAUUUAUGGAACCCUAAUUUUACCUCGGAUCUCUCAACUUUCAUGUACCCUUUUAUAAUUCUUUUGGCUAAAUGAAAUGUGAAUGCAAUUUUCAACACCAACUUGUUAAAUAUGGUAUCGAGUGCCCACCACAACCAUUGCUCAUAUUAGUAGAAUGAAAGCAGUAGCUGAUAUCAUGGUAAGGUUUUUAAAAUUCGUUUCUAUCAGAUGGGAUCUGGUGUCUUUAAAAUAGCCUAAUCUCUUCAGAGACUUUGUGCCCUAAGGAAGCUAGGCCUCCACAGAAAUGGUUUGUGUAAAGUUAAGAAAUUAGACCUCAGCCUCAAAUGGCAAGAUUUAGUGAGUGGAAAGUUCUUCAUUAUUUCCAGAUGCAAUAUUUCUUUUAAUUUAGCUUAGCACUUGUAUGUCUGAGAAGUGGAAUAAGACACAAGUGAAACAUAGCAAAAUAGUACAUUUAUGUAAUAUGAGAGCAGCUAGUAAGUGACAUUUAAAUAUUUUUUUCUGUCCACAAAGUGCGCAGUUAGCAAAUUAGUUGAUUAUUGCUAGAAAGUGCUGAGACAGUUCUGUUGAAUUACAUUUUAUCGGUUGAGAAGGAGGAGAUGCCCCAGACCCUGGCAUUUCUAACUUUUUAGCAGUGAGGCUGUGCUAUUAACCUUUUUAAUUAUGUCACAUUGGACUUGGAAAACACUGAUUGAUGUGCCAACUUUAACAUAACCCCAAUUGAUCCUCCCCUGUCUAAUAGGGAGGAACAGAAAUAAGCAGAGUUGGAGUCACCACCUCUAUUCCUGAGCUGACAAACCAGGAUUUCUGUGACUUCAGUGCCAGCAGAUCACUCUGCUCCCUGGGGAUCCGUAAGAUAUUUUUCCUUUUUGAUAGAUGGCCUGAAGGCACCCAGGUGGUGCAGCUUGGUACUGCUUCAGGAAUCUUUUUUGCCUGGGAAAUACUCUUCUACUUAACGAGUUUAAUGUAGAAGUAGAUGUGUGUGGUGAUGCCUGGGAACUAACUCAGAAGUUUUGGUAGGAUCCCCACUCUGCACGAAUUGGUACGCGAUCUUCUGGCAAAGACUGCAGUUAUUUUUAUCAUAAAGUUUCUAGCAGAGUUUUCAUGACACAAGGUGAGCCAUCUAAUAGUUUGUCAGUACCAGGAACAGCAUGUCCACUCUUGGCCAGAAGUUCGCAACAACUUCUGUGGCACUGGCAGCGGCUCCUGGUCAGCAUGUUUAACUGGCAGAAAGCCAGCGUGACCGGGAGAUGUGACACGUUAUCUGCCAAAAAAAAACAAAAAAAAUGAACUGAGUGAGCUUGCUUAGGGGACAAGAAAAGUGAGGGAGUGGUAGAGGUUGGACUGCCUUUUUGAGCAGCAGCAGCCAUUAGAUCAGCUCAUUUUUCUCCUAAAACCUCGCACUUUGCCCAGCAGUUUUGUUUAGCAGGUUUAAGUGUGUGUGCACGCCGGGGAUGCCUCCAACUUGAGAGGUCUCCAGCCUCCUUUGAUCAGGGGGUCGAUCAGACUUCCUCAGCCUUGUGUGAGCAUUAAUGGUUGGGGCUCCCAAUCUUGCCUUUAGUCUUGCUGUUCUCCCAGCCUGUUUAACUCUUCAUAACCAGGUGUAGCUGCCUUCCUGCCUGUGGCUACCCUCUAAUCGCUGUAGUUCACAGCCUUCGUUACACUAUAGGGAUUCAGCCACUCGUAGUAUCUCAGGCAGUAGUGUAAAAAGCUAAAUCUCUACCUUAUAAAAGCAUACCUUGAGAAAGCAGUGACAGCUGUACACCAGGAAAUGAUUUUCUGUCUGACUGAACCAAAACCCUUUAGGAAAACAGGAGACCUUACAUUCACGUGAAUGAACUGUAGGGGCUUUUUGAGACACUUGAAUUUAGGAGGAAUAUUUACUAGAAAUUUUAGGGAAAUUGUUUCUCAUUUAUCAUACGCUCUUGUAGCAUACUAUUGAGUAAUACUCAUAAUCACUGCAGUCACGUUAUUUUAAACUCUAACCACCAAGACUUAACACUAAAGACUUGGUUUAUCUGUGAAGGUGCAGAAAGUUGGCAAAGUUUUGCUAAGCUCUUGCUCUUCCUCCUCCCCCUGAAAAAGCUGGGUCUUGCCAUGCAUUCUAACAGUCUAUUCGUACACAGGCAGUUGGGUUUGCGUGCAUCAUCUUAAAAAUUGUGACUGAGAAGAUACCUGAAAUACAGUGUUAAUUUUACAGUUGAUUCCUGUAAUGCUAUGGAAAUCACUACAUUAUUGGUUUUAAUCCCUGGGUAUUAUCCUAACUAGCCUGGCUAUUGACUAACUAUCCUAGUAGGUAGGUUUUGGAAUGACGAACGCCAGUGUAUGAAGUUAAUACUUGGUGAGGAUGAAUGGAAGCAAUUCACACCUCUGCUGGAGAUCUAUUAUUACAUUUUGGCUGCGGUGCAGAAGGGAUAGCAGCACUGAGGUUUACAGAAUGUGUGUUAUCUUUCAUCUGAAAAAGAGUUAGAAAUACUGCUACUUUCAAGUUUUGGUGAUACAUAACUUAAAAUAUGGAAAGAGAGGGAGAGGGGCAGAAAGAACUUCUAUUUCCAAAUUCAGAAAAAGAUACGAGCGUUUUCCACAAUGAAAAAGGAGAGUAAGGACACUUUUUUUAUCGUUCACAUCUACCAGACUGUUCUGUUUGUUGGGUCUGUGUAAAAGUUUCACUACAAUUGUGCACUAGGAUGAAUUUUUUGAGCAAAACAAGCCUCCAAUCUGGAACUCUGCUCACUGACAUGUUGCUAAAUACAUUUUUUCUUUAUUCUUGUGUACAUUUUUUCCCCUGAAUUUCCAGAUUUAUAAAUUUCAUUAGUUCUGCUUUAUUACCUGUAGUUAGCAUUUUCCAACCUUCUUUUCUGAGGACUUACCAGCAAUGGACGAAGUUUGCCUUUCCCCAGCUGAACAAGAACAAUGUAACAGAUGAAAAUUAAUUGGUUGCCUUUGAUUUGUUUUCUCUCAUUCUCCUAUUUCCAUUCCUUGUCCAUUUGAAGGCUGCUCAAAUUUCAGAUGGACUGUGGUAAGCUGGGUGUGGAGAGUGUCUCUUGUAAACAGCUUUGCAGGAAUGAGUGCUGCCAAACAAAAGCGCUUUAAACUGGCCUUUGUAUUGUGGCAAACGCUCGUGUUUUAUUCCUGUGUUUGUAAGCAGUUUGUAUCUUAAUAUAUUGAUUUUUGUAGCAAUAAGUUUGUUUAAAAUUCUCUCUUCUGUCCCUGUAUAGUGAAAAUUGAGACACUGUGAAACUGUCUUAGCCUCUCUCUGUCCCUCCUUUCACCUUCCUCUUUGUUUCAGUUUUGCUUUAAUAUUGGUUACGUGGCACUGAGCAGGCAUGUGCCAUUAGCUGACAGUCAGUGAUCGUUAUGGGGAGUGCAGCCUGGGUGAGGAGACGGAUCGAGGGAAGCACCACUUUAUCCGUGGCUGCAGGCUUGAUUUUCACUAAGUGCCCACCGCUGCUUGUCCCUGAAGGUCAAUGCUACACGUAGGCAAACUUUGGUGUGCCCAUCAUGUCUUUCUUGUAAGAAUUUGUCUUUUUGAAAUGUGGAGGCAUCUUAACUUUGCAACAUGGGAAAACUCUGCAGAUUUGGAGUUCUUAAAUCACGUGUGUCGUGUAAUAUACCCAAGAUGCUAUAUUUCCUACCCUUGCAAUCCUCCUUAAUGAAGAUGAAGACAGGAUGGUGCAACGAGGUCUCUCUGAUUGAGCUGCUACGGCAAGUGUUAAAUCCUUGAGCGGCUCGUAAGCGUGUUGUUUGCAUGACAGAGAAGAUGGACUUGGGCUUUAUUACUCAUGCUUGUGCAUGAGAGAAUAUGGGCUUGUGCCAUUUCUCAUGCUGCGCAAAGUAUCGUUUUGGUAUGGAUCUGGAAGUCGGUGCUCCAACAGCUGUGGCCCGUGGAGGCUGCAAGGAUGCAGGGGAGCCGUCAGUCAAUGCUUGCUGGUUCUGAGGCUCCAUAGGCAUCUCCUUUGGACAGAAGUAGAGCAGGGUGAUGGACCCAUGUGGGUAUUAUUUCCCCUGACCCGAUAUGGCUAGUCUCAUUUCAAAUAAAUUCCUAAAAUUAGUGUUGAGAAUUAUUUGUGAAGACCAUGAAACGCUUUCAUUAGCACUAGCUCAUGAACAUUCAGCAUUACGUGUGAUAGGUGAGGACAGAAGCCUGUCUGUUUGGACAGAAACACCAGUGAUAUCAGCAGUGCCGCGGAGGCGUACGUCUGUGGGCAGCUCCCAGCCCCUGCUGAACCAGAGGCAGAUUCGGAACUCAGAGUGCUGCCAUGUCAGCAGCCUGGGGUGUUUGCACCAAUACUUCUAUAAAAUAGAGAUGAACAUAUUUACCAAUGCAUCACUGUAAAUAGUUGAAGAUUAAUCAACUUGUUUCCAAAUGUCCCUACUUAAGGAAGUGAAAAUUCAUAUACUUACUUCUAUAGUGGACAUCCUAAUGUGCUCUCUAAUUCAAGAUUGAAAUUCAGAUCACUCUGGGAGCUGAAGUAACAUUGAUUGAACUCCUUUCCAUUUUACCUGAAAUUGUUGGUUUACAGUUGACUUUCAUGUUGAAAGCAUUACUUGUAGUUGCUCUGCAUACUGAAAAACCUUUGGACACGUUUGCUGCUACUUCCUAAUGACUGUUGGUGGGAGAGAAUUUUCAGUAUUACAAAAGCGCUGCCUAAUUUCUAUGUUUUGUGGUGGUGUUUUUGGUAUUUGUGUUUAGUGAUCAUCCAACCACGGUUCACGUGGGAUUGAAAUUCUUAAAAUUAAUAAUUGUAUGUAAAAAUUGCCUAGCUCAUGUCAAACCUGUAUGUCGCACAAGUUUCCUAUUUUGAGUUCUCCCUCCCUCAGAUUCCCUGUGGAACAGCCAGGGCACGUUCCAAAAACCCCAGAAAAUAAAGAACAGUACUUGCA